UUCUGUCGCAUCGAACAUAGCAUAAAAUUUGAAGAACUUGGCCAUCCUUUCAACGUGUACAAUCGUUACGUUUCGAGGAGGAUUUCAUCUGUUUAUAACAUUGUGCGCAACGCGGCGCGUUUCUCAAAUGUUGACGCUGGGUAAGUUUUAGUGUUGGAUAGCAUAGCGUUUUCAAUUUAUUAUUUAUCAGUGGAGUUCAACUCUUAAUUUUUGUGAAAUAAUGGCUACUAAACAGCAAACGCAACUAGAUUUGACCGGUAGCCUCAUCGCAAAGAGUGUUACUUCAGUCACUCUUUCGAAGCGAUACACCCAAAAAAUGGUAAGAUGCUGCAUUUUGAACAUAAUCUACCAAAGAUUGGAGCUGGAAGAAUCCGAAUUGAAGACCAGGAACUUCAAGGGAGUUCCCUUCAUUGUUCUAAAAAACCCAAAAAAACCAAAACAUCAUUUGAUAAAUUUGUACAUUUCGUGGUUAAAUGGUAUUGAACAUGCUAUAGAAAACAACUACCUGAAAGAGAUAUUCUUAUUCAUGAGAAACUCCGCAGGUGACGUGUCUGAAACUUACAAUUUCAAGUUAAAAUACAACAGAGACCCGAAUGCCGAAAACAAAAGAACUUUGGUGCAUGUUCAAAAAGAAACCACAGACUUAUUGCAGGCUAUUCGCGAUUUGGGGAAAAACGAGAAACUGGAGAACACACGACUUACAAUAGAAUUCACAUAUCACCCUGUUACUCCUCGUGAAUACCAACCACCAGGGUUCUCAGCAGCGGUCCAACCAGAAUGUAUAAAAAUUCCUGUCGCCAAAAGACAGCUCGGGACGGUGAAUACGGGAUUCCAUAAGAUUACUUGUAGGGUGCAUGGUGCGCUGAUCAGCGAUGAAGAUUCAACCCAUCAGCCAACUGAUUUGUCUGCAUCUCGCAGAAGUUCCAACGACAAAUUGGAUGAAAAUGAAGAAAACGUGGAGAAAACAGUGAAAUCUCCUGCAUCUAAGAUCAAUAUCAGCGAAAUUACAUUAUCGGUACAUGUCGAACAGGACUCUUCGAUGAUGAGCAACGAUGACUCGGAAGCUGGCGCAUUGAAUAACGACAUCAACUGCCUCUGCGAGCUCACCAUUACUUUCGCUAAAGUAGACAUCAUCCGGUGCAUCAAAUGCGUCAAAAAGUACCACGCCCCCUGCCACGGCUACAAAAACAAGAGAAUGGCAGACGUCAACUUUUCCUGCAUUCGAUGCGGCAUCGCCACGACCACCGACAGAUUGCUGCCCAAGUUUGACAUGAAAGAAAGGCCGAUUAUCAUCAAAAUGAGAUUAAUCGUGUAUUUCCUGGAAAACGACAGUGAACUACCAGAAGAACUCAUGAAUUCAAUCGACCAAUCGGACAAGAAAAUAAUUUUGGAUAAACUAAAGUUCUUUGAUAUAUAUGACGCGGAGACAAAGAGUUUCAACAAGGUCAAUUCAGGUCCAUUGAUUUCCAUGCUUUUCAACAAUUCGCAGUACCUCGUUUAAAAAAGUAGGGUUUACUUCACUAGUUCUUUUUGUUUUUCCUUGUUCAUUAGCUGAUGUUUGCUUAUAAGGUAAUGUGUUAAUGACUAUUCAAUUUAUUUCAAUUUAUAGUGCGUUUUGAGUUUCAAUAUUUAAGGGAUAUAAGUUGAUGUAACUGUCAUUUUCGAUUGUUUCUCAAUUGUUCAUAGUUGUAUAGUGUAUUG
Leptinotarsa decemlineata (Colorado potato beetle) is the source of this 1701-nucleotide messenger RNA. RefSeq lists its product as uncharacterized. The record is from RefSeq and is a predicted model, not a curated record. Lineage: Eukaryota; Metazoa; Arthropoda; Insecta; Coleoptera; Chrysomelidae.